Molecule: messenger RNA, 2834 nt
Organism: Aureobasidium subglaciale EXF-2481
Lineage: Eukaryota; Fungi; Ascomycota; Dothideomycetes; Dothideales; Saccotheciaceae
Exons: 5
Coding region: 40-2655 (871 amino acids)
Biological process (GO): proteolysis
Molecular function (GO): calcium-dependent cysteine-type endopeptidase activity
Source: RefSeq, a predicted model, not a curated record
GCAUGAUCUGAGCAAUUGUGCUGCCAAUGGACUCGAAAAAUGACUUCGACCCAUGAUAUCUCGACCUUAAAGGCGAAGAUUCAGAAACUCGAACAUGAUAUUCCAUUUGCACCUUCGAAGGAUGCCGCACUCGACUCGGCCAUUGCGGCGGCUGAACUGGCCAUGAAGGCGAUGAGGCUAUCGGAAGACUUGGAAACAACAAAGUCCAUGAGAAACAAGAGCGAGUAUUUUAUCAACGAAGCACAACGUAUCAAAUCUAUCGGAGAAUGGAGACCUCGCGUCAGGUUCGAUGUCGCUAAAGUUGCCAAGCUCGUGGAACCAGUAUCACUUCGCAAGCUGCCUACAUCAGAGCAGAUCUUACUUCUCAGAGCCUCUCAACUCAACGGAUUCAAAUUCCCACCCUGGAACAGUACGCCCAAGGACUCCGAUUUUCAGAUCUCGGCAAGUGGAGAUCUUUUCAUUGACAAGCCUGAGUUGCGCCUCUCUACUGCGCAGCUCCAAGUCUUCGAUGGCUGGAAACGAGCAGCUGGGGCUCUUCCACCACCAGCAUGGUACACCGCCGAAGAAAGAAGUAAUGGGCCGACAAUGAGCUCUUCGCGAACCAUUGAUCUCGUUCAAGAUGCUGCCACCGAUUGCUCAGUCGUCGCGAGUCUCUGCGCGUUGGUUGCUCGUGGUGAGAGAGGCCAUGCUAAGAUUCUGGGCUCUAUGAUGUUUCCCUACGACAAUACGGAAGGCCGUCCCAUGAUGUCUCCGAACGGCAAAUACGCACUGAAGCUCAACUUUAACGGAACGUACAGAAGGGUUGAGAUCGAUGAUCGUCUGCCUGUCUCAAAAUCGCCGAGAGUUUUACAUGUCAUUGACCGUCAUAAUCCAAGCCUCCUAUGGCCUGCAUUGAUUGAGAAAGCUUAUCUCAAAGUCAGAGGUAGCUACGAUUUUCCUGGAAGCAAUUCAGGAACCGAUUUGUGGAUUCUUAGUGGAUGGAUUCCAGAACAGAUUUUCCUGCAGAGUGACGAUACCAUCACACAUAACAUCUGGAAGCGUAUUUUCAAGUCACAUCAGUACGGCGAUGUCUUAAUAACCAUGGGCACCGGCAAAAUCUCUAGUCCCACCGAACGUGCGAUUGGCCUCGCAGGAGAGCAUGACUAUGCGGUACUGGAUCUGAGAGAGGUUGAUGGUCAAAAGUUCAUGCUCGUCAAGAACCCUUGGUGUGAAGGAAUGUCUUGGAAAGGAAGCAUCCCCAGAUCUCCCGUUGACAACGAAGAUGAAGAAGACGAGGAAUUACUUCCCUCAUCGCGAGACCUGCUCAAUUCUGAUGACAAGCUGACCCCUGGAACCUUUUGGAUGGAUCUCAACAGUGUGAUGCAGUACUUCGAGUCAAUCUACCUCAAUUGGAACCCCGGACUUUUCCAGCAUCGUCAAGACAUACAUUUCGCAUGGGACCUGUCGGCGUCUUCUACUAGCAGCAAGUACAAAAGCUUCGGCGAUCAUCAGCAGUUCCAGAUGUCUAUCGCGGCUUCGGGCACUGCAUGGCUUCUUCUCAGUCACCAUUUCCGGGACGGGAAGGAAGACGUGCAUCCUUCAGAGUACAUCAGCGUGUAUGUUUUCGACAACCAAGGGGCAAAAGUCUACCUGAGCGACGGAGCCAUCCAACGCGGGCCUUUCGUGGAUUCUCCCCAGACACUCCUUCGACUAGACGACUUGGACGCAAACAAGAGCUACACCGUCGUCCCGGUCGAACAAGAUCUUGCCCCGAUCACGCACACUUUUACGCUUUCUGUAUUUGCAAACUCACGCGUCACUAUCGAUGAAGCUCCCAACAAGUAUCGCUGUCAGAGAACAGUCUCCGCAGCAUGGACCGAGGAGACUGCAGGAGGAAAUGCUCACUCACCAACAUACUCGCAGAAUCCGCAAUUUAGCAUCGUCGUUCCUGUGAGAACGCCUAUCGCAAUUCUUCUCGAGACGGCAACGGAGCACCUGCACGUCCACGUGAAGCUGGUGCAUGGUCGAGGCUCUCGUGUUCAGGCGGUGCGAUCCAAAGAUAUUGUGUUCGACUCAAAGGAUUAUCGUCGUGGAUGUGCUCUGGCGCAGUUUGCCGAACUUGAAGCAGGAACAUACACCAUCAUUUGCUCUACAUUCGAAGCUGGUCAGAAAGGAAACUUCAAGCUGAGAGUAGACAGCAUGGUGGCUACACAACUCGCAAUACUCCCCCGGCAAGGUGCAGGACGAUUGAGACGCGCUUGGGCCAAGGCAGCUUUCGAGGGCCGGCAAAGCGCUCUUGCGGCACCAAUUGAGCCAAAGCGUCUUACCAAACUUGACGUGUUCGUCAAGCAAAUCCAGCAGACUGGUCUACAAGAAAAUGCAAAAUCCGGCCAGGGCAUUGAGAGAAGCAUGAUCCGUGUCACACUCGAAAUCGGUAGAGGGCCUGAAAGGCGGAUUCUUAUCGCCAGUUCCAAUGGUGAGUACAGUGACUCCUCUGCUGGCGUGCGCACAGGGGAGAUUGAUCUUUCUCCACAGGAGAUGGGCAAGGUUUGGCUUGUCAUUGAAAGAAUGUACACGCCCAAGGGUUCGCAGGGGGAGAUGUUUCAAAUCGAGACAUUCACAGACGCGCCCGACACAAUUGAUAUAGGAGUUUGGAGAAGAUGGGAAAUCGAUUGAAGUGUGGUAGCUAGGUAGUGGUGAUACGAACCGCUCGGAGUUUUGUAGCAAACAUGCCGGUGGUUGGCCGUACCGGGCCGAUCCUUCCCCACACGAUUGUCUGUGCGCAAUCAUCAAUGUCCUGCGGGUUGGUGUCUUGGUUGGUGUACAACGAUAUCUUUCGACCUGCGGUGCGUCCC